AUGGUGGUCUCCAUAAUUGCUACAGCACUUCUUGCACUCGGCUUGCAAGACUCAAUCAUGGACAGUAUGUCAAAUGGUAGUAUACCAUGGAAUGUCGUAGAACUCGUCUAUUCGUUUAUUCUUGCGAUAUUAAGUGUGAUAUGUGUAUGGUUAUCAUUUGGAUUUGCCAAUCGACAUCUAGGUGGCACAUCGGCAGGCUACGUUGCAGCUGGCUUGUUCUAUAUCGUGCAUGCUUCGCUCUAUGCCAUUCCAUGUGCCAUGAUCUACGACUCUGUACAUACCAACGGAAUCGACUCCACUCCAAUCAGAAACAUUCAGCCUGCACACCCUUUCCGUGAUGCUCCAUAUCAAGAUCUUUGA
This is a messenger RNA of Cooperia oncophora, 360 nucleotides long. The record is from the annotation of a GenBank genome assembly. NCBI's taxonomy places the organism in Eukaryota, Metazoa, Nematoda, Chromadorea, Rhabditida, Trichostrongylidae.